Messenger RNA from Pseudoliparis swirei, 4223 nucleotides. It is a transcript of the gene akt1, whose product is annotated as v-akt murine thymoma viral oncogene homolog 1. The transcript has 12 exons. Gene Ontology annotation, molecular function: protein serine/threonine kinase activity; ATP binding. Gene Ontology annotation, biological process: protein phosphorylation. The coding region runs from base 1193 to 2428 and encodes 411 amino acids. The record is from RefSeq and is a predicted model, not a curated record. Lineage: Eukaryota; Metazoa; Chordata; Actinopteri; Perciformes; Liparidae.
UAAAUAACUUCUCUGUCGCACUUUUCACACUGUGACAGAAAAAAAACUGACAACAAAAUAAAAGACCCAGAGCAGCCCCGCCCACUCCUCCUUCACAUCAGAGAAAGUUGCUGUGAUAAGCUCUGCAGAUGACUGAACACGGCAAUUAGACAGCAUACUGUUUGUUUAACAAAAUGUUUCCUCUCCGACGCUCUUGAGUUAUCGUGGCCAUUAGCCGCCUGAUUCCCAGUAUUUGUCUGGGCGCCGCUCUGAGGCUCUGUCUCCAUCAGCGGCUUUGGGUUUUGUCACCGCCGCGACCCCACCACGGAGGACACAUGGUGCGCCGCUGCUGACGGGGCUGCUGCAGCUGGAUUGCAUAUUCAUCCCGAUGGAGCCAUGUUGGAUCUCAGUGGUGGUCCACUCCCCCGUCCUCCAUCUAUCAGACAGAGGCCAUUUUGUGUCACGUUCUGACAUAUUUGCUGACAUGUUUCAUUUGGGAACAGAUGUUGAUUUGAAGGAGGUGCAGAUGGAAAUCGCUGCUUUCUAAAUUCAGUUAUUAGACGUUCGUGAGUAAUUGUUUUUGCAAACUGCUUACGAGACAACUAUUUGCUGCAAAAGUGUCAGAAUUAAGUGUAACGGAGGAAUGUGAUGAUAUGCUUUAUUAUUAUAAGUCACAUUGAUCUCCCCAAUAUGACAUGCUCUCUCUGUUCACUCUCAAUUUAAUGUCUUGAAAUGUUCUUUAGCGUUUGGAGAAAACAAACACUCUGAAGAUGCCACCUUGUGUUCUGGGAUAUUAUACAAAGCCUUUCUUGCUAUUUUGUGACAUUUUAUCUCUAAAAACAAUACAUUUAUAAAUCUUUGAAAAAGUUAAAUUUUUUUUAUUCCAGAAUUAUACUAGAAUCUGUAUUUAUUGAUCUAUUCAUUAAUCCUCGUGAGUUUUGGAUUGUAUGUAAUAUUGCAAAGAUUCCAAAUUAUGAUCAAAACCUCUAGUAGCAAAGUUUUUAAUGGGGCUGAUAAGUUAUCCGAGUUGUUUUCCUCCACCAAAGUGCACCUGUUCUUUUCCAAAUUGGCCGACAGUGUCUGUUCGGGUGGCGAUAAAGAUAAAUGGCUUUAACUGUGGGUCUGUCUCUCUCCCCUGCUCCCCUACACCCCGGUCCUUCUCGCCAUCUCCUUCCCCUCCCUCCCUCCCUGGCUAUGGUCAGAGUGCCAGCUGAUGAAGACGGAACGGCCCAAGCCCAACACAUUUAUCAUCCGCUGCCUGCAGUGGACCACUGUCAUCGAGCGCACCUUCCACGUGGAGACCCCCGAGGAGAGGGAAGAAUGGACUAAAGCCAUCCAAACUGUGGCUGAAGGCCUGCAGAAACAAGAGGAGGAGAUGAUGGACUCCUCUCCGGACCCCAUGGACAUGGAGGUCUACCUGACCAAACCCAGGCAGAAAGUGACUAUGCAUGACUUUGAAUACCUCAAACUCCUGGGAAAAGGUACUUUUGGCAAAGUUAUCCUGGUAAAGGAGAAGGCCACAGGACGCUACUACGCCAUGAAGAUCCUGAAGAAGGAGGUGAUCAUAGCAAAAGAUGAAGUGGCGCACACACUCACAGAGAACAGAGUCCUCCAGAAUUCAAAGCAUCCGUUCUUGACGGGACUGAAAUACUCCUUCCAGACACAUGACCGCUUGUGCUUUGUCAUGGAGUAUGCAAACGGUGGUGAGCUUUUCUUCCAUCUGUCAAGGGACCGCGUAUUCUCAGAAGAGCGGGCACGGUUCUACGGCGCAGAGAUAGUGUCGGCGCUGGACUACCUACAUGCUGAAAGAAACGUGGUCUAUCGAGAUCUGAAGCUGGAAAACCUUAUGUUGGACAAAGACGGACACAUAAAGAUCACAGACUUUGGCCUCUGUAAGGAAGGGAUCACAGACGGCGCCACCAUGAAAACUUUCUGUGGGACGCCCGAGUACCUCGCACCUGAGGUGCUAGAAGACAACGACUACGGCCGCGCUGUGGACUGGUGGGGUCUGGGGGUGGUGAUGUACGAGAUGAUGUGCGGCAGGCUGCCGUUCUACAACCAGGACCACGAGAAGCUGUUCGAGCUCAUCCUCAUGGAAGACAUCCGCUUUCCCCGGACUCUCGGCCCCGAGUCCCGCUCGCUGCUCUCCGGACUUCUUAAGAAGGAACCAAUGCAAAGGUUAGGUGGAGGGCCAGACGAUGCCAAGGAGAUCAUGCAGCACAAGUUCUUUGGAGGAAUCGAAUGGCAAGACGUGUAUGAGAAGAAGCUGGUCCCGCCGUUUAAGCCCCAAGUUACCUCGGAGACGGACACUCGAUACUUUGACGAGGAGUUCACAGCACAGAUCAUCACUAUUACGCCUCCCGGACAAGAUGACAGUAUGGAGUCAUUCGACAGCGAGCGGAGGCCCCACUUCCCCCAGUUCUCCUACUCUGCCAGUGGGACGGCCUAAAGGACUCUCAUAGAUUCCCUUGGUCCCACCGUCUCCCCUCACCCCACCCGACUGCACUCUCAAAAGACCGGAGCCACAGCUCCGUCCUCCCUGCAUUGUCCGUCGAUGCCGUCGGUGGAUGUAACAUCAACAAUCUGCAAGGAAAUUCAAGACCAAACAAAGAUACCUGUGGUUGUUGUGUGAGGCCUUUGGAGACUGACCACGGAGAGAGUUAACACUAGCCUGCAUCUCCUAGUUGUUGUGUUGUAUACUGAGCAGGCAUCCAUACACUAUAACGAAUGGGGAAUGUAGUUCUGUUAUGCACAAAUUAGGCCACUGAUGUGAAUUUUGUAUUGAAAAUAUUCAAGUGAAUAUGAACCAACCAUUUCAAAUAGAAAUAUGAAUACUGUGGACCAAAAAGAUCAUUUGAGAGUGUGUUGUUUGUUGAGUGGGUAAUAAAUCCAUGUUUUCUUCUCCAAGACUUCUGAACAAUUCAAAUACCAUUCCGACAGACAUUUUUGGCUUCUAAAGUGAAUGUACCGUAUCAAAUAAAGUCAACCCUUCUGCAUACUUGUAACACAUGGCUGAUUCUGCUAAGACUGAAACACCAUCUUCUGGAGGGGAUUGUUAUCACUUUUCUACUACCUUGAUGCAAAUCGAGCACCAAUCUGUCUGUUUUUUUGAUCAUGCUACACCACAAUGAGUCUGAUGAAUCAAUUGUGCAAUACGGUCUGAUGUGAGGAAUGGUGGACUUGCAAAAGAAAAAGAAAAGCGAAAUAUUCCUAAGGUAAACGCUGCAAUGAAUUCCUCUCGACUGUUUUCACACCAGUCACUGAGAGCCCCAGAUUCCUGUUCAGGGUCACACAUAGAUCCUCCAGCCCCCUUGAAGUAAGUGCUAAUAGUUCCUGAUGCCUUCCUAUCUUGAUGCUGUGCUGCAGAUACCUCGUGGUUUCCUUCUGAUCGGGGAUCAGCCACUGCUGACUCAUCAGAAACUUCUCUCCUCUGGGCUUUUCCUCCAUGUACAGUACAGUAUUGGGUGUUUUCCACCCAGUGCAUUCACUGCAGCCUCAAUGAGGUCACUUUAACAUAAUACACUUCUUUAGAAAUGCUUUGCUAAUAAACUGGGCUUCAGGGGAAACACACAUAUUUGAAUUGCUACUUUUGGACCCUUUAGUCCCUUCACAUGUUUGAGUUAUUUAUAUGAGACCAGCAUUGACUACAUUUAGUUUUAUUGUGCCAAUGAUAUGCACUUUGCUGCCCCAAAAUGAUUGUAUUUGGAAUCUUAUUCGUUUACUUUAUGGUUGGUUAAAGACUAAAUUAGCUUAUUUUUAAGUUUAAAUGAUGUGGAUACAAAUAAAAACAAGAAUUGCUUGUGUGAAUGAUUACUCCCUUUUUUACAGACAGCUUAGGCUAAACAGACGUUUGGGAAGUGAAAGUUUCAUUUCAAAGUGUUUCAAACAGAAGUCUCAAAGCGCUCCGGUGAUUUUUUUUUUAAGUUGACAUUUUUCAAAAUUGCAUCAUGCGUUAUUGAAUGUAAUGGUUUUUAUGAUAUUGUCUUCACUUCAAUAAUUUGCAAACCUUUUGUUCAGUUUGAUUGUUACGUAUUCCUAUGCACGCUCGCCCUUUUGCUGUCACCUUCUGGAAAUAGGGAAAUUAAUUUGAUACUUUUUGUUUUUUAUUUCAACUUUUGUACCUGCCCUCCCAUAUUUCUGAGACUGAGGACACCAGCUUUAGUAAACACACAAUAUAAACUUUGUACACAGUUUUUACUUGUUUCUUUCAAAUUCAUGAAAUAAAAGGUCUUAACAAAAAGCUG